ACGGGCUGCUCCGGGGUCGCACUUCCGGCCAUCUCCCUGGGAGACGCGCAUUGUGGAGUCAGGAGCGGGCAGUGAGCGCUGGGGUCUCCAGUGGCCCGGACCGCGGCGGCGGCCCCGCGAGCGGGAUGUUCCGGGGUUUGAGCAGUUGGUUUGGCUUGGAGCAGCCGGCGGCGGGUGGCCGGCAAUCCGAGGGAGACGGGCAGCCCGAGGGAGACGCUCCACCCGAGCAGCGCUCCGAGACGGUGGCGGAGCCGGCACCGCAGCAAACGGGGGACCAGGAGCUUCUUCACCAGGCCAAAGGACUCGGCAACUAUCUGUUUAACUUUGCAACGGCUGCUACAAAAAAGAUAACCGAAUCAGUUGCUGAAACAGCACAAACGAUAAAGAAAUCAGUAGAAGAAGGAAAGAUAGAUGACAUCAUUGAUAAGACAAUUAUAGGAGAUUUUCAGAAGGAGCAGAAAAAAUUUGUUGAGGAACAGCAUACAAAAAAAUCAGAAGCAGCAGUGCCCCCAUGGGUUGAUAGUAAUGAUGAAGAAACAAUUCAACAACAAAUCUUGGCCUUAUCUGCUGACAAGAGGAAUUUCCUCCGUGACCCUCCAGCUGGCGUGCAGUUUAAUUUUGACUUCGAUCAGAUGUACCCUACCGCCCUGGUCAUGCUCCAGGAGGAUGAGCUACUGAGCAGGAUGCGAUUCGCCCUUGUUCCUAAGCUCGUGAAGGAAGAAGUGUUCUGGCGAAACUACUUUUACCGGGUCUCCCUGAUUAAGCAGUCAGCCCAGCUCACGGCCCUGGCCGCCCAGCAGCAGGCUGCCGGAAAGGAGGAGAAGAGCCAUGGCAGAGAAGAGGAGUUGCCACUGACAGAGGCAGUACGGCCCAAAACGCCACCUGUCGUAAUCAAAUCUCAGCUUAAAACUCAAGAGGAUGAAGAGGAGAUUUCUACCAGCCCAGGUGUUUCUGAGUUUGUCAGUGAUGCCUUUGAUGCCUGUAACUUAGAUCAGGAGGAUUUGAGGAAGGAAAUGGAGCAACUGGUGCUUAACAAAAAGGAGGAGGAGACAGCCGUACUAGAAGAGGAUUCUGCGGAUUGGGAAAAAGAACUACAACAGGAACUUCAGGAAUAUGAAGUGGUGGCAGAAUCAGAGAAACGAGAUGAAAACUGGGAUAAGGAAAUAGAGAAAAUGCUUCAGGAGGAAAAUUAGCUGUUUCCUGAAAUAAAGGAAUAAUCCUUAACAUUGUGUAACUGACAUUAAAUUCUGGAUGGCAAUACUCGCUGAAUCAGAAGGCACAAAAGCGUAUAACUUUAUGAAUUUUAAAAUUAUUCUUUUUUCAAGCUGAAACUUGCCUCUUUUACUUUUAAAAAAAGUAUAUAGAACAGUUAUUCUAAUCAUCAAAAAGGGAUGUUUUGUGUAAUAUUUCUUUAAUAUAAAUCUAGUUAGAGAUGUUCUUCUAGUAAGUAUGGAUAUCUUUGCAACAGAAACACAAGUAAAAUUUUAGAGUUCUGUUUUCCAUGAGGUCAAAAAUGUAAUUCUUCAAUUGUGGUUUUCUAAACAUUUGUACUUCUUGUUGCAUUUUUGUUGAUACAUGUAUGUUAAAGUACUUACUUAAUGGAUUCAUAACCAUCAAAACGACCAAAUUGUACCAAAGAACUUAAGAGGAAGCACUUUCAGGACUAUUUUCUUGCUGGUUAUUUUCUAAAAUUCCAUCUGGAAGCCAAAAGAUAAGAUAAUUAUGUUGAUUUUGAUGGUAUAAGCAUCACAAAAUUUGACAUUGAGAAAUACUGUGCAAAAAUGUUUUUAUCUGGGGCCUUUUUUCUCUUUGUUUUUUUUUUUUAACUAUACCACAUUCAGUAAUGUUGUUUUCCUGAAUCUCACAUCACAGUUUUUGUAGAAAGCAGGGCCUUUCAUCCUUUUUGUAGUAAUUACCUUCAGAAGCCUGUUCACCUUAAAGUCUCAUUCUUGUUUAAAUCAUCACCACAUAUAAAUGUUUUAGCUUUGUCUUAAUUAAACUGUCUUUAUAAAA
Molecule: messenger RNA, 2013 nt
Organism: Equus quagga
Lineage: Eukaryota; Metazoa; Chordata; Mammalia; Perissodactyla; Equidae
Gene: SYAP1
Product: synapse associated protein 1
Exons: 9
Coding region: 126-1193 (355 amino acids)
Cellular component (GO): cytoplasm; synapse
Source: RefSeq, a predicted model, not a curated record